AUUUGCACAUCAACAAGCCGGAUACAGAGGAUUGCUGCAACUUAACUACCUAGCACUUACCAUUCCAAGCAAAUAGAGCCCCGGUGAUCGGAUCUUCGCGACUCUCUUUAUCGGGCAUACUAUUAAUACUCGUCUGCUACUACUCCUUUUUUUGGUUUCUGCAUGAUUCAGGUGCUUGUUUGUUUCUCUGUAUGCUUAGACUCUUAGCCCUAAUUGUGAUAAUGGUGCUUGGCCGUUGCUUUGAUGACUCAAUUGACUGCAUUUCUCUGCUCAGCGCCUGAGUUUUCGGAUCACCAUGGUUGAUCGCCCUGAUGGACAGCCCGAAACAAGCAAUGACGUGAGUCACAUAACGCAGGACGAAUCUGAGCAGUAUCACGGGCUGGAUCCCACAUCAUAUACGGCCCAGCGCUUGCGUCAUGCCUCUGCUCACCAUCUGCAUCUUACUACCCGCCGGUAUUUUAUAGGCCCAGUGCCUGAUGAUUGGAUCCACAGCCAUCGCAAGUCUUGGUACCGAUCAAGACUGAACGUCAAAGAUUAUACUGCUCGUGGUACUACGCUCUCGACCAAGACCACUUCAUUCAAUCAAGUAGCUCAGCACUAUGCCUCACUUGACGGCGACGCAAAUACUGUUGACGAGUCACCUGGAGAGUCAAAUGAUGCUGCACCUGAGUCAGAACCAGAAGAUACACAGCCCAGGCCCACGCCUAGUAUUCCAAUAUCGAGAAAGUCUACGCGCAAUGAUUCUGACGGGGAAGACUCCAAUAGUGAUGCUACUAUUCGGGGGACAGUAUACCCGCAGUCUACCAACACGAUGAUGUCCGGCUCAUUCGUCACCGCUAGAGAAUCCCUACCACUCGAAAGCUCGUCUACAUAUAUGUCUUCUCGGAAUUAUACAAUGCAAGAGUAUUCGGCCGCCCCAGCUAAUGGAAACCCGGAUCCGGCCCUUCCAGAAUCCUCCGAUCGGCAUGCAUCUCAACGAUCAACAGCUGUGCCCUCUGCUCGCGAUGCCAGUUCAACGACCUCGCUUAUUCCUCACGAAGAUAAAAAUAAAGCAAAGACUAAAGCCAAGUCCUCGGCUGUGUCCGUGAGUAAUCUUCAUUCGCAGGAGCCACAACCUCAUGAUAUACAAGAGAGCAAUACCGUCAAUAUAUCUGAUAGAGCCCGGGGAAGGCUUGCUCGUUACAAUGUGGGGGAUAAUGUUUUCGAUCGUCAGCAACGCAUUCGCACGCGAAUCGAGCGGACACAGAAUAAAAUAUCCGCUCAUAGACCACACUGGAGUAAAGAAAGUGAGGGUGAAAUGGUUCGAGCACAAAAAAUGCUAGUGCGAGUUGAAGAGGCACCGAAUGAGCUGCCACCUGACUAUUCUGAAAAUGAAAGUUUAAGGAUGGAGACCAGAGAAAUUGCGAAAUGGCGCGAGUAUAUUGUUGUGUGCCGCAAGGCCUCUGACGAGUAUGCACCGUUCACGCUUAAGAUGUACAAAUCCCGUGUUAUACAGGAUAUUGAAAAGUCAACCAGGUCAGCAUAUUAUGAGGUUCCUCUCAAUUCCAAGAGGACGAGAGUGAAUCUAUAUUCCACGCUUGAUAAAACAGUAGUGAUGUGGCAUCCACACAAACGCGGCACAAGAAUCUAUAUCAUACGACCUCGAUCUUCAGCCCACGCAGUGGAAUGGUACACCUUCAUUAGGCAGGCAUUAGGCUGGCAUCGGCCAACAUCUUUGCUUAUCAAUGUCCCUGAUCUGAGUAUAUCAUUGAUAUUCCGGGACCCUUUCGAUCAGACUCGCCUUACUGAUGAAGCACCAUCUGACGAUGACCGAGUAAAUCAGUCAAAGGAGAGAUUAGCAGCGGAUGCUAUCACUAGUCAAUGUAUCACUUUGCUAAAAGAGCGCAGCGAAUGGUCUCAAGUUUUGGAAGGAUGGUCGAAAACAACCAAAAUGGGCUUAGCAUGGAAGCGAUUUGACCGUCUCGAAUGGGUCCACGGACCUAACGAAGGCCAUAUGUACGGAACAAUCGCAAUGCAGAGCACACAUGAUCUCGAGCUUCGGCCAAAACAUCAUUAUCCGAGCACUGUGAGAAACUCGCAGGAGGUAACGGAUGAGCCAAUUCCUGUGGAGGGAUUUCUUACCCGCCUCACAUCUCAAAGCGGUUCCCAACAACGAAUGGGGAGAAAGUUUAAUAAAAGACAAUAUUUUUAUACUCAAGAUCACUUCUUAUGCUUCUGCAGACCGGCAAAGGCCAUACCUCCUCAUCCGUCAGAUGGACACCUAGACAGGGAUUCCAUGCCUUCCAAUGAAGAACUUAGUCGUCAAUUGUCCUCAAGAUUUACCGUCGACCCCUUUCCAGUACAAGACAAUCAGAUUGCAUGGUUGGACAAUGGGAAUCAAGAAUUUAUUCGAAGACAGGAUGAGAACGCACUGGCUCAUUACAAACGAUCGAUACAAAACCUGACAAAUGCGGACGGGCUCAUUGAUCUCUGUCAAGUUCGCAGUAUUCAAUCCCUACAGAGUCGUGAUGUUCCACAACAAGGUGAACAGAACACUGAUUCUACGAAUCAAGAUGAGACUAACUGCAUAUUUGAGCUCAUCUUCCACAAUGAUCUAGUGCUUAACCUGCAGGCCCAUGAUAAUGAAAAAAGAGAUGACUGGGUGAAACGCCUCGAAGCCCUGAGACAAUAUUGGACAGCACGAAGUAGAGCAGACGCAAAUGAACUAAGAAAUAUACGUCAACGCAAUCUCAAAGUACUUGACAUUGAUGAGAGAACUGAGUCAAUUCUAGGGCAAUUUGCUAGCAAAUGGGAGGUCAGAAGGGCCCAGGCAUCGCCACAUCUGUACAAUAUGUGCCAUAUUACUGGCUGUAGGCCAAUAAAGAUAUCGGGUCAGUUGUAUCGCAAGCCACGCCGUCAUUCAACGUUUCACCGCUGCCAAGUCAUCCUCACAUCGGGCCAACUUCUCAUCUUCCAAGAUACUCUUCGUCGACGAUCCGGUGUUGAGAUUCCGCACGUGCAUAAAGAGCAGGUUGCAACGUUCGAUCUACAGGACUGCUACGUCUACUCCGGAAUUCUGACUGAAAGUGAUCUCCUUUAUGCAAACCAAACAUUCGAUAAUCAUUACCCUGGUCACCAUGCCCUUCCACGAAUAUAUCUCUCCCAAGAUGGCUGGACGAGCAGAGAUGAGGACACAGCCAUUUGUUUCGUCAUUUGGCACCCUACACAUAAGAGUCUCUUUCGAGCCUCUGAGGUGAAAGGUGGGAAGACAAACAAGAUGAUUCGCCAAGUCUCGGCACUCGGUGUGCCAGGGCGAAGUAUCGUUUUUAAGGCCAGGAGCCGAAUUGAGAGAGACCGAUGGGUAUUAGGCAUAGAGUCCGAGAUUGAUCGGUUGCAAGAAGAAAGAGGUGAAGAUGUCAGAAUUGUCUAACGGGAUCUUUGAAUACUCCCGUUCAGUAGAGUAUCUGAGCUGCGCUUUGUUGACUCGGUGUUUGGUAGAUAGUAAGUAGCGGCACGUCAAGUUGCCCUACAAUGUGUCAUAUUUUUUGUGCUUAUUUUUAGAUCAUGGCUGGUGUUACCGAUCCCCGGCGUUUAAAAUAAUGA
This is a messenger RNA of Talaromyces proteolyticus, 3582 nucleotides long. Its product is annotated as PH domain protein. Lineage: Eukaryota; Fungi; Ascomycota; Eurotiomycetes; Eurotiales; Trichocomaceae. Gene Ontology annotation, cellular component: prospore membrane. The record is from RefSeq and is a predicted model, not a curated record. Gene Ontology annotation, biological process: ascospore-type prospore membrane formation; protein localization to prospore membrane. The transcript is spliced from 3 exons. The coding region runs from base 296 to 3409 and encodes 1037 amino acids.